This is a messenger RNA of Hypoxylon trugodes, 1090 nucleotides long. Its product is annotated as ribosomal protein S5 domain 2-like protein. Lineage: Eukaryota; Fungi; Ascomycota; Sordariomycetes; Xylariales; Hypoxylaceae. Bases 103 to 981 code for a protein of 292 amino acids. Gene Ontology annotation, cellular component: cytoplasmic exosome (RNase complex); nuclear exosome (RNase complex). The transcript is spliced from 2 exons. Gene Ontology annotation, biological process: nuclear polyadenylation-dependent mRNA catabolic process; exonucleolytic trimming to generate mature 3'-end of 5.8S rRNA from tricistronic rRNA transcript (SSU-rRNA, 5.8S rRNA, LSU-rRNA); nuclear mRNA surveillance. The record is from RefSeq and is a predicted model, not a curated record.
CCCCACCAUGCCAUCAAGCUAUUGCACCUACUACCAUUAAGACGAAUUAUGCAGUGAAACAGGAACGUAUAUCAUUUCCACUUCUAAUUUCUCUCUCCUAUCAUGCCUCGAGAGGCCGAGCCUUCACUCAAUGAGCGCGCAUUCGUAGUGCAGGCACUACAAGAUGGCUUGCGUGUCGACGGCCGCGCCUUCGAUCAAUACCGAAAGCUCGAGCUCAAGUUUGGUGAUCAAUAUGGAGUCGCAGAUGUCACUCUAGGGAAGACAAGGAUACUCGCGAAAGUAUCAGCCGAAGUCACAACGCCUUACACUGAUCGGCCGUUUGAUGGCAUAUUCACCAUCACAACCGAACUUAGUCCAAUGGCAUCGCCUGCCUUCGAAGUUAAUAGACCCACAGAAACCGAAAUCCUACUAUCGAGAUUACUAGAGAAAACAGUGCGCCGAUCAAAUGCUCUCGAUACCGAAUCAUUAUGCCUCGUUGCGGGUAAAAAAUGUUGGUCUAUAAGGGUAGAUUUACAUGUCCUCUCGCAUGAUGGCAACUUAAUCGAUGGAUCUUGUUUUGCUGUCGUAGCAGCAUUGCGCCACUUCAGAAAGCCAGAUACCAGCAUAGAGGGAGAGAUAUUGACUGUAUACACACCCGCGGAAAGAGAGCCGGUUCCGUUAAGUUGGCUACAUUCGCCAUUCUGUGUCACAUUCAGCUUCUAUGGAGAAGGAGAGAUUGCAUUACUAGAUACAACUCUCCUGGAGGAACAGUUAAGGGUCUCUAGCUGUACCAUCAGCCUUAACAAACACGGAGAAAUCUGCCAAAUUGCGAAAUUGGGUGGCACACCUGUAGACGCGGCUGCACUGCUUCAAUGUGCAAGCGUUGCUCUUACCAAGGUCAAGGAGUUCUCCACGUUAUUGGAUCAGAAACUAGCCGAUGACUCCAAGCGGAGGAAUAAGGGCGGGCUCUUAGCAGAGCUAUCCGCGGAGAACGAAAGAUAGCAGAUGAAAACUGCUGUUCAUAGAUGACCAAAAAAUGAUAAGAUACCCAUGCUCAAGAGGCCAGCCCUCCAAAUGAUCUCGAACUCGAACUCGAACUCGAACUUAAACU